Cyclocybe aegerita is the source of this 240-nucleotide messenger RNA. Lineage: Eukaryota; Fungi; Basidiomycota; Agaricomycetes; Agaricales; Hemipholiotaceae. The record is from the annotation of a GenBank genome assembly.
AUGGACCCACCGAGAGGGAAUUAUGUUGCCAUCCAGAUUCACACAUCCUUUGCAAAUGGACUUAUAAGUCUACCUCCCUCAGUGGCUGAUGCGCGCCGAACGCUGUUCGAGAGGAUGCCAAAAUCUCCCAAUAGACCAUUCUAUAUUAACGAAUGCGAUGUGUCUCAGAACGUAUUUGCUACGUACGGCCGAUAUAAAGAGCUGAAACGGACGUAUGCCAAGUAUGAUCCAACCCGGUAA